AUGAAUUUUUGUUGUACCGUGGAAUCUGGAUUCUUGUACCGGAACACGAAAUCAACGUUUUAUAUUUUUCUAGAAUGUAUACGAAUGUUUGUAUAUUUAAUUUGUACUUAUCAUAUAAUUUUCAACAUGGGAAUUGCUUACAUUCUCGUUCAUUUCAAUAUCAUCAAAUAUUGGGCCAUCGUCAUAACGGCAAGAAUAUCGGAGAAAUGGAUAAUAAAGUUUAUUAAUGGAAUCAUCGAAUUUGAUAUGAAACUAUUUUUAUUUAAUUCAUCGACCCCUGUUAAAUUAUAUUCAAAGAGUAAAACAUUUUGGAUUUUUAUUUUUGCUAGUUUUGUUUUGUAUUUUCUUUGUUGUCAAUAUUUUCUUAUUAAAUGUUUUGGUAGAACAAUUAAAGACUUAUCUGAAUAUCUAACGGUCGUGUUCCAUUCACCAGAUAUUAUUAUCUUUACAGUAAUGUUUACAUCGCUUUAUUAUCUCACUAAUUUGGGGUACCGAUUUUGUGAAUUGAAUAGGUUAUGGAAAUGUUUACCUUUUGGAUUACUAGCUUUGCCAGGUGGAUGGACAAAUUCAGAGAUAACUAUGUUAGUAGAACGUAUACGAUUGUUACAUGCUGAACUUUCUGAGUUGCUUAGAUUGUUUAGUUUGGGUUACGGGCCAGUCUUAUUGGUAUAUUUUACAUUUACAUUCACCCAUACUUUAAUAGAAACAUUUUUAUUUACGAUAUAUAAGGAUUCACUGAAAAAUAAUAUUUUUCCAUACAUCUUCUAUCUACAACACAUUUUUAACAUGAUUUCAAUCAUCUACGUCACCUCGUGGGUCAUUGAAAAGAAAAAAAAAAUUAUUUCACAUUUGCGAUUGGUCCGAAUUUCUAAAAUGACUAUCCAUACAAAGUUACAAAUUAAAAUAUUCAUGAAUCAGAUAUCGAUGUAUGAACCAAAUGAAAUAACAGCCUUUGGAUUCUUCAAUAUUGAUUUUAAAUUAACGAUGUCAAUUUUAGUAUUAUUGAUUACUGCGAUCUCAACCAUGCUGCAAAUGAAAAAUCACCCGUGGAUAUUGUACUUGAAGAACGCAUGGUUAGAUACGGUUUAUAAAAUGCAAAAUAAUAAGUAUUAA
Messenger RNA from Macrosiphum euphorbiae (potato aphid), 1113 nucleotides. The record is from the annotation of a GenBank genome assembly. NCBI's taxonomy places the organism in Eukaryota, Metazoa, Arthropoda, Insecta, Hemiptera, Aphididae.